AAUGCUGUUCAUUGAAUUCAAAGCGACCGAAAAGUUAAGAUGCUAAGCUGCUAGCAGCAGCUGAACUUCAUGAACUUCGAAAUUAUUUUGUUUCUGGCCACGCUGGUGGCCUUUCAAAAUGCUCCGACUACAAAUGCCAGAAAAUAUGAGUUGCUGGAACAGGAAGAAAAGACUAACCCCUAUUUAAAGGAAAUCCAUAAGCAAAUUGAUAAGUUGGAGAAAUUUAAGCACAGACAUUCAGCUGCCUUUACAAUCGGCAUAGACAACUAUUCGAAUAUCAGUAUUCGAAUCGUUGCUGAGAUGGAUGAAAUCCAUUCAACGAUAGAUAGGAUUGACGAUCACUACAAACAAUUAAGAGAUUGCGAGUCAAUUAAGUUUGAAAAUUACACCCUACAAAAUUUGGCACAUGCCCAGGUCAAACGUAAAAAUCUCCAAGCCAUGGAACAGCUUCACCUUAAGCUGUUUGGUAGUGAGGAUAUGAUUGCUCAACUGGCCAGCGGCAACCAGAUGUUCCAAGACUUUACUUGCCGAACACCACAAUCGCCUCAGCUAUUUCUAUACACGUUGUAUGUGCAGUAUGUCCUCGCCGAGCUAAAAGCCCACGCCUUGGUAGAGUGGGCGUGGAAGAUGCUCAGGAUGUUCGGACAGGGGGGAUCCAGCGAGGAUGAAAACAGAUCCCGAGGGGCCUACAAGCGAAGGACUCCGAGCACUCUGUCCAAAAUCAAGGAACUGAUGAGCCGAGCAGAUCGCGCCAUUUGGCGCUGUGAUCCAAGGAAGCACGAAGUUGGGGUCACCUACGAGGAGGUCACCCGCUUGCUGCAGGGUUACAUUGAGAACGAGGUGGACCUCAACACGGAGGGAUCCUGCUGGAGUGACUGCGCCCACUACAAAUCCACAAAAUCUGAGGGCUGUUUCGACGAUGAGUUCUGCCCUGAGCAGCAGAAAUGCUCCGGUGAAGUGUACGAUUGCCGCUUUGUGGAAUCCGACAUGAAGGUUUGCCAGGCGGCAAAGAACUCCAACAGGCGAUACGAGUACAUCCAGUAUGAAAGUGGACUUGUCCAUGGAAAAGGAGGUAGUUGCAACCAGAGGUUGCACAAUGCAAAAAGCUGGAAUUGGUGGAUGUUCUGGGAAUGCAGCUACUGCCUUUGCUUGUGUGAUGAUCAGGGAACUCACUCUGAUCGCUUUUUCAACUUGAGACAAGUGACCGCCGAUGUGAUCAGAAAUAGGGUCGUUACAGGCGUUCGUUUUGUGAAGCACAAUCGCGUUUUCCACCUGCAGGUUCAGCAGGGCGAACUCCUGCCACUUGGAGUCAUCAAUCAGACCACUCUACAGUGGAAACCCGUGGAUGAGUACAAGAUAACCGACAAGAAUGUACAAGAGGGCAGCGACUACCACAUGCUGAGCUACGAGAAGCGAUCCGUAGAUCUGGAUGAACUAAAAUCAGAAAACAACUCUGUGGUUACUGGACUGCGGUUCAAGGUGAGAGGAACCCAUCUUCAUCUCGAGGCUCAAUUCAGCAGAGUUGACUUCCAGAGCGGAAUUUUAAUUAAGCCCAAUACCACAAGUUACUGGAUUUCCGGGGGCAACGAUCAACCAAGGGAUAAACUGCAACUUAAGGACGCCCAAUUGUCCACGAAAUCCUCAGGUCCAUCGACACCUUAUCGAAGUAACAACCUGUUCAUCGAAUUUACCAACUCGGGUUUUAAGCAAGAUGCUGGCCAAACCACGUUGCCAUUCAUCGACAUUCAGGAAGUGAUCUCGAAUCCGGCGGUUCCUUUAUCCGGAAUGGGCUUAUAUUAUAAGGGACAAAAUGGCUUUGGUGGCUUUUUGGCCCCCAAGUUAAUCACCUAUGACUUCACGUCCUAUGUACAGCUACCCACUUGGGAAUCUAAGCAAACUGAAGUUUAAUAAAGUUUAGACUUUCAAUAAAAAGUUUUAA
Messenger RNA from Drosophila elegans, 1939 nucleotides. RefSeq lists its product as uncharacterized. Lineage: Eukaryota; Metazoa; Arthropoda; Insecta; Diptera; Drosophilidae. The transcript is spliced from 5 exons. The coding region runs from base 70 to 1908 and encodes 612 amino acids. The record is from RefSeq and is a predicted model, not a curated record.